This is a messenger RNA of Rhizoctonia solani, 1053 nucleotides long. RefSeq lists its product as uncharacterized. Lineage: Eukaryota; Fungi; Basidiomycota; Agaricomycetes; Cantharellales; Ceratobasidiaceae. The transcript has 7 exons. The record is from RefSeq and is a predicted model, not a curated record. The coding region runs from base 1 to 1053 and encodes 350 amino acids.
AUGUCUUUCAAUCACAUUUUCUUAUUGCAAGACCUUGAUUAUCGAAAGCGAAGACUGCAAGCUCCAUCAGUUUUCAGGCCAACUCCUCGAAAGCGGCUGAGCUCUGAAUGCUGUCUUCCAACAACAUUACCAAGCCUAUCCUCUUUAGACAAGGUUGCUAGGAAUCAAAUACCUCGCACCGAAGUCAGGCAACUGCGUCAGCGGUCAACUUCAUCUGAAGGGUCAAGCUCGUCGGAAAAUUCGGAUGACGCACCCACUUCUCCAUCUCAACCGCGGGCUGACGAUGCUCGUGGCUACACGCCACAAAAGUCAACACCUUCAGCGCGCCCCAAGGUAUGGAAGGAGCCUGAGCACUGGGAAGUUGUUCAAGCUAUCGAAAAGAGGGAUGUUGUGAAGCUAUCUGAGAUUCGAGAUUAUUCAUUUCACGUGCUGUUGAGAAGAGUCAAUAAUACCUCGCCAUUAGAGCAUGCGGUACGGAUUGGUUAUACCGAUAUGGCAAUACUCAUCUUGGGAAUGUUCAGUCGUUGGAUUAAUUAUUUAGACGAAGAGGAUUUCUCUCGCAAAAAGGUCAUGAUUAACCUUAAUGCAAUCCGCAUCAACCUAAGGUUUGCAAUUACACAAGGUCUUCAACACAACCAGCCCAAUCUUAUUUCCUCGUACUUACAAACCAUCGUUAUGAGUCAUGGUGAAGCCUGGCUAAAGGCGUCCAUAUCGGAUGUUGCGAGAGAGUUGAACCAAGGAAGCGAGGGGAAACCUGCUCACAUGGCUAUUACAUCAAUCAAGAAUUUCUUUACUCGGGAGCUUGCCAAAGCUGAUUCGAUCAUUACAGUGGACGAAUAUGUGGCGAACGCAGGGUGUGAUUUACUGAUGUUAGGAGCAUGGAACAUUGCCAUGCAGAAGCUCCCCAAUGGACUCAGGGAUGAGUGCCGGGCCCACUUGCCCAAAAAGCUACAGUGGCAGAUGAAAGUUAUGAAAAAGACCAUUGGGAUACGGACAUAUGGCAUAUACCAGAAGCUCGAAAUUCUCAAGGAAGAGCUAGAUGGCAAGGAAUAA